This is a messenger RNA of Haliotis rufescens (red abalone), 873 nucleotides long. Its product is annotated as carbonyl reductase [NADPH] 3-like. The record is from RefSeq and is a predicted model, not a curated record. NCBI's taxonomy places the organism in Eukaryota, Metazoa, Mollusca, Gastropoda, Lepetellida, Haliotidae. Bases 1 to 834 code for a protein of 277 amino acids. Gene Ontology annotation, molecular function: carbonyl reductase (NADPH) activity. The transcript has 8 exons.
AUGGCAAGUAACAGAAAGGUAGCACUGGUGACGGGGUCCAACAAGGGCGUGGGGUUUGCCGUCGUCAGGGCGUUGUGUAAGAGCUACGAUGGGGACGUCUUCCUUACAUCUCGGGAUGUAGGUCGUGGGCAGGCGGCCAUCGCUGACCUAAACAAGGAAGGAUUGCAGCCCAAGUUCCAUCAGCUGGACAUCAGCGACCGGUCAAGCAUUGAGCGACUUAAGUCCUUUCUACAGUUCACCUAUGGGGGGUUGGAUGUUCUGGUCAACAAUGCCGGAAUAGCGUACCAGGAAGAUGACCCAGCCUCUUUCUCGGAACGUGCUGAAGUUACGUGUAAAACGAACUUCUCGGCCACCCUGGAUGUUUGCCGUGUUCUGUUCCCCCUGCUCCGACCUCACGCCAGAGUUGUGAACGUCUCAAGCUUGGUAUCUCAGUCUGCCAUCACAAGAUGUUCUCCAGCUGUUCAAGGUCGCUUGAAGGACCCCGGCCUGACAAUGGGUAGUCUCGAGAAGAUCAUGCAGGAGUUUGUGUAUGCUGCCAAGGCAGGUACUCACCGGGACCAGGGUUUCGCCAACAUACCUUACGGAAUGUCCAAGAUCGGGGUCACUGCCAUGUCCUUCAUCCAAGACAGAGAUAUCAGGAAGGACUCAAGAGAGGACAUCGUCAUCAACGCGUGCUCUCCUGGGCGUGUGGCAACAGACAUGACCAGCAAUAAAGGAACGAAGACCAUCGAUGAAGGUGCAGACACCCUGGUCUAUUUGGCCCUCCUUCCCCCCAACACCACAUCCCCCAGAGGCAACUUAGUCGCGGACAGAAGAAUCCAAAACUGGGGAUAGCAUGUCACUACCAGAAAGUGUUGGAGAACCUGUACGUUA